AUGACUGUAGAAAUUUUGAGCGAGAGUGAACCAAAAUCAAAUUACGCCGAAGAAAGUGCUCCACGCUCGGCGGUGACCAGUCAAGAGGCGGGUACGGCGACGACGAAAUGGCAAGACACACUUGCAGACCUCAAAUAUGCCUUCACGACGAGAGACGGAUGGAUUGGUGACUACGACUACGUCUACCUCAUCACCCCGAACAUCUGGCCACUGAGCAAGAAAUACAAAACUUACAAGGCACCUUUCUAUGGGCUCAAUGACCGCGUUCCCAUUCUUCUGACACUGCUUCUGGGCCUCCAGCAUGCGCUCACUAUGAUCGGGUCGAUCGUUUCGCCGCCGCUUGCCAUAGCCUCCGGAGCUUUCAACUUUGAUCCCGCAAUGACCACCUACCUCGUGUCGACCGCUUUCAUCACCACUGGUAUUGCAACGGCGCUGCAGGUUACCCGGCUACACAUUAUGAAGACACCUUUCUUCAUCGGCACAGGACUAUUGAGCGUUGUCGGACCAACAUUCGACAUUCUGCCCAUUGUAUUCAACUACUCCGCUCUACGAUACAAGUCCGGAAGCUGUCCAGUGCUUGCAGAUGGAACCCAGGGACCAUGCCCUGAUGCCUGGGGUGCCUGCUUAGGCACUAUGCUUUGCUGUGUCUGGCUCCAGAUCGCAUUGGCCUUUGUUCCCCCAAAGAUCUUAAACAGGGUCUUUCCUAAGCUCAUCACUGGAUCUCUUUUAACACUUGUCGGUGUCUAUCUCAUCGGCAACGGACUACAGAACUGGGGAGGAUCAUCAAACUGCCACAACGGAAAGGGCUUCUACGCCAUGUGUCCGAACAUUGCUGCACCCAAGCCACUCGUAUGGGGCCACCCAAAGUUUAUCGGGAUGGGCUUCAGUGUGUUUGCUACCAUCAUUCUCGUUGAAGCACUGGGUGCGCCACUCAUGCGCUCUGCUUCCGUCAUCAUCGGUCUCGCCGUCGGCUGCGCCAUCUCUGGAGCGACUGGAUACUGGUCAACAGAGAAGCUCGAUCAAGCGCCCAACGGUACAUUUCUCUGGGUGCAUACGUUCAAACUCUCCGUCGAUGGCGUCUUGGCUCUUCCCAUGAUCAUCAUGUUUGCCUGCCAGGCUGUAUCGUGUAUUCCUGAUAUCUUGGCCACUGCCGAGCUAUCAAACGUGGACAUUGAAGGAACAGAGUUCAACAGUAGGAUUCAAGGUGGCAUCUUGUGUGAUGGCAUAGGCAGUUUCUUCAGCGCACUGGCUACCGGUCCCCCGAUGGUAAGCCAGGCUGGUAACAACGGUGUCAUUGUUCUUACGGGUUGCGCGUCUCGUCGCGCCGGCUGGGCAGCAAGUGGCUUUCUAGUCUUGAUGGGCAUUAUUGCAAAGUUUGGAGCCGUGUUUGCUUCCAUGCCACCUUCUGUCCUAGGAGGCAUGCAAGUGUUCCUCUACAGUACCAUCGCUGUAGCCGGAGUCCGCGUCCUCGCACUCAUACCUUGGACACGCCGCGACCGUUUCAUCCUUACGGUCGCGCUCGGUGUCGGCUUCAUGGAUAUCUGCCAGCCGGACUGGUUUGCACAAGUGCUGGCGUACAAUGGUCCCAAUCAGAACCUGGUCGGGUUUGAACAGGGCAUCAAUCUCGCUGUCGGUACCCCAUUUGUCUUUGCGGCUAUUGUAGGUGUCUUCCUCAAUGCUGUGCUGCCAAAGGAUAGAAAUGCCAUGUCCACUAUAGGCUACGGAGAUGAGAGAAAGCAUCCCAGGAUAGGCGAGCGUGAAGAUUGA
This is a messenger RNA of Pyrenophora tritici-repentis Pt-1C-BFP, 1767 nucleotides long. RefSeq names its product purine permease. Gene Ontology annotation, cellular component: fungal-type vacuole; plasma membrane. Lineage: Eukaryota; Fungi; Ascomycota; Dothideomycetes; Pleosporales; Pleosporaceae. Gene Ontology annotation, molecular function: xanthine transmembrane transporter activity. The record is from RefSeq and is a predicted model, not a curated record. Gene Ontology annotation, biological process: xanthine transport; transmembrane transport.